AUGAAUACAACGGUAUGGCAACUUGGGCAUUUGACCCUCCCAGAUCAAGAAAAGCUAGAAAAAAAAACUACACCGGAAGAGAAAGAAAAUAAUGAUAAUAGGCAGGAUGAUAUCAAUGACAUGCCCCCAAUAUCCUUAGACAUUUCUGAUGUUGUUAAUUCCACAUCUACAACUUCAUUGGAUCAUUUAUCACCAAAAUUUGAAGAAGUGAUUGGAAAAUCUAAAGAAAAUAGUAAGAUAGACGUAUUAGAAGAUAAGAAAACUGUCUAUAGUAUUAGUAACAUUCUUAACCAAAAGACAGCGGCGCUUAAUCAAUCAAAAAGUCCAUCACCAGACCAAUUACAAAUAAAAAGAGACAUUUCAAGUGAAAAUAGUAGCAGUGAAACAGUCUCAUCAUCUGAACAGGAGAUAAAUAUUAACGUUGCUACUUUAUUAAAUCCUUAUUUAACAAAUUCUUUAGCUCAUCUUAUCAACCAAUCAUCAUUAGCUGUUUUAUUUAAAAUGCAACAAGCUAUGUACUCAUCACAUACAGGAAAAGGAAAUUCAAAUGCUUUUCAACUUCCUGAUUCAAGAACUUUCCUAUCAACAUCUCCACUUAACAAUAAUAGUAAUAAUAAUAAUAAUAAUGAUAUUCCUCAACAAUUACAACCAGUUGUAACACUCGCUUCAAAUAUAACAACACCAUCAUCAACACCAGGUCCAAUAUCAGAGACAUCACGUUACAAUCCAUCAUUACCAUCUAUUUCAACACCUUUAGGUUGUUCUGGUCCUCAAGGUUACUGGAAUUCAUGGAUGAAACAGAUGGGUGAAACAAAUUAUUCAAGAACCCCAGAAUCCUUUUAUCCAAUGUCGCAACCAUUAAAUGGUCAAAGAGGAAUGAAUCCAUUUUCAUUAUUUCAACCUUUUCAACAUUCUGUAAAUCCACAACAUGGAUAUGCACAAGGACAAUUGACAUCAGGAAUAAAUAUAACACAACAAGCAAAAAAUAAUUUAAAUCCUUCACCUAGAAAUUAUCAACAUCAUAUUCAUUAUAAUAAUAAUAAUAAUAGUGGGAAUGCUGUUAAUUUACAACAAAUAUCACCUAAUUCAAUGUCUAUUGGUGGAAAAAAACACUCUAGGCCUACAUUUAGUAGUACACAGAUUUUUAUGCUUGAAAAAAAAUUUGAAACAACCAAAUAUUUGGCUGGGCAAGAUCGUGCUACUUUAGCUGCUGAACUUAAUAUGACUGAAAGUCAAGUUAAGGUAUGGUUUCAAAAUAGAAGAACAAAAUGGCGCAAAAAAGAAGCAGCUGAUAAUGUUUCUUCAAAAUCUUCAUAUCAAGGAGAUAUUGAUGAUAUAAAAACUGAACAUAUAGACAUUAGAAAUGUCAUAUCAACACCAUACAAUUUAACAAAUACUCAUUAA
Molecule: messenger RNA, 1404 nt
Organism: Strongyloides ratti
Lineage: Eukaryota; Metazoa; Nematoda; Chromadorea; Rhabditida; Strongyloididae
Product: GTX/Nkx6B-like homeodomain protein
Exons: 6
Coding region: 1-1404 (467 amino acids)
Biological process (GO): regulation of transcription by RNA polymerase II; cell differentiation
Cellular component (GO): nucleus
Molecular function (GO): DNA-binding transcription factor activity, RNA polymerase II-specific; RNA polymerase II cis-regulatory region sequence-specific DNA binding
Source: RefSeq, a predicted model, not a curated record